GCCCGCCUCAGCCCCGGAGGCGGCACCAGGAAGCUCCCGCCCCGGCCGGAGCCGCCAUGUAACCGGCGCCGCCCGGAGCUGAGCCUCGCGGGCCCCAGCGACCCCCCGGCCAUGGGGGACGAGGACGAGGACGAGGGCUGUGCGGUGGAGCUGCAGAUCACCGAAGCCAACCUGACCGGGCACGAGGAGAAGGUGGGCGUGGAGAACUUCCAGCUGCUCAAGGUGCUGGGCACGGGAGCCUACGGGAAGGUGUUCCUGGUGCGGAAGGCGGGCGGGCACGACGCGGGGAAGCUGUAUGCCAUGAAGGUGCUGCGCAAGGCGGCGCUGGUGCAGCGAGCCAAGACGCAGGAGCACACGCGCACCGAGCGCUCCGUGCUGGAGCUGGUGCGCCAGGCACCCUUCCUGGUCACGCUGCACUACGCCUUCCAGACGGAUGCCAAGCUGCACCUCAUCCUGGACUAUGUGAACGGCGGCGAAAUGUUCACCCACCUCUACCAGCGCCAGUACUUCAAGGAGGCUGAGGUGCGCGUGUAUGGGGGUGAGAUCGUGUUGGCCCUGGAACACCUGCACAAGCUGGGCAUCAUCUACCGAGAUCUGAAGCUGGAGAACGUGCUCCUGGACUCCGAGGGCCAUGUCGUCCUCACGGACUUCGGGCUUAGCAAGGAGUUCCUGACAGAGGAGAAAGAGCGGACCUUCUCCUUCUGUGGCACCAUCGAGUACAUGGCCCCUGAGAUUAUCCGCAGCAAGUCGGGCCACGGCAAGGCUGUGGACUGGUGGAGCCUAGGCAUCCUGCUCUUCGAGCUGCUGACAGGGGCUUCGCCCUUCACCCUGGAGGGCGAGAGGAACACGCAGGCAGAGGUGUCUCGACGGAUCCUGAAGUGCUCCCCUCCCUUCCCCCCCCGGAUUGGGCCAGUGGCACAGGAUCUACUGCAGCGGCUACUUUGCAAGGACCCCAAGAAGCGGCUGGGUGCAGGACACCAGGGGGCACAGGAAGUUAAGAACCACCCCUUCUUCCAGGGUCUGGAUUGGGCUGCUCUGGCUGCCAGGAAGAUUCCAGCCCCAUUCCGACCCCAGAUCCGCUCAGAGCUGGAUGUGGGCAACUUUGCAGAGGAAUUUACCCGGCUGGAGCCUGUCUACUCACCCCCUGGAAGCCCCCCACCUGGGGAUUCUCGCAUCUUCCAGGGAUACUCCUUCGUGGCACCGUCCAUCCUGUUUGACCACAACAACGCGGUGAUGACCGAUGUGCUGGAAGCAUCUAUUGCUGGAGACCGGCCUGGCCGGGCAGCGUUGGCCAGGAGCGCCAUGAUGCAGGACUCGCCCUUCUUCCAGCAGUACGAACUGGACCUGCGGGAACCCGCGUUGGGCCAGGGUAGCUUCUCCGUGUGUCGCCGCUGCCGCCAGCUACAGAACGGCCAAGAGUUCGCGGUCAAAAUCCUCAGCCGCAGGCUAGAGGCGAACACGCAGCGCGAAGUGGCCGCCCUGCGGCUGUGCCAGUCGCACCCCAACGUGGUGAAGCUGCACGAAGUACAUCAGGACCAGCUGCACACGUACCUGGUCCUGGAGCUACUGCAGGGUGGGGAGCUGCUAGAGCACAUCCGCAAGAAGCGGCACUUCAGCGAGUCCGAGGCGAGCCAGAUCCUGCGCAGCCUCGUGUCGGCCGUGAGCUUCAUGCACGAGGAGGCGGGGGUGGUGCACCGCGACCUCAAGCCCGAGAACAUCCUGUACGCCGAUGAUACGCCCGGAGCCCCGGUGAAGAUCAUCGACUUCGGGUUUGCGCGUCUGCGCCCGCAGAGCCCAGCGGGGCCCAUGCAGACACCCUGCUUUACGCUGCAGUACGCGGCCCCCGAGCUGCUGGCGCAGCAGGGCUACGACGAGUCCUGCGACCUCUGGAGCCUCGGCGUCAUUCUGUACAUGAUGCUGUCAGGCCAGGUCCCCUUUCAGGGGGCCUCAGGCCAGGGCGGGCAGAGCCAGGCGGCGGAGAUAAUGUGCAAGAUCCGCGAGGGGCGCUUCUCCCUUGACGGGGAGGCCUGGCAAGGCGUGUCUGAGGAAGCCAAGGAGCUGGUCCGAGGGCUCCUGACUGUGGACCCCACCAAGCGGCUGAAGCUCGAGGGACUGCGGGGCAGCUCGUGGCUGCAGGACGGCAGCGCGCGCUCCUCGCCUCCGCUACGGACGCCGGACGUGCUGGAGUCCUCGGGGCCAGCUGUGCGCUCCGGGCUCAACGCCACCUUUCUGGCGUUCAAUCGGGGCAAACGCGAGGGUUUCUUCUUGAAGAGCGUGGAAAACGCGCCGCUGGCCAAGCGGCGGAAACAGAAGCUGCGGAGCGCCGCCACAUCCCGCCGCGUCUCCCCCGUGCCCGCCGUCCCGGGCCGGGCACCCGCCGCCAAGGGAGCCCCUCGACGAGCCAACGGCCCCCUGCCCCCCUCCUAGCCCCCGUCACUGUGACCCCCUCCCCGGUCGGGGCUGUGUUCUAGGAGGCCGGCUCACUGCCCGCAGGCCCCCUGCAUCGCUCCGCCCCAUCCCCAGGGAUUGUUACCCUUCUCUCCCGUCCCCCCCAACCCCCAGACAGAGCAGAAGUAUUUUUAUAAGCAGAGAAUUUUUUUUAAUGUCUUACCAGAUAGAGUUAGUGAUGCAGGGAGGGAGGGGGCCUGCUGGGGAGUGGAGUGGGGGGGCCCUCUGCCUAGAUGCUGCCUCGUCUGGUGGAAGGCACUUCUCCCCCAGGGGGCUGUCCCGGCAGGGAAGGGCUCCUCCUCCAUUUCUAAGCACUGAGUUGCCACAGGGAGAAACUGGGACCUCUCCCCUGCCCUCCCCUGAGGUCCUGCUCUUGGGAGGGGGCACCCCUCAAGCUGUCACUUUAUGGACUGUUUGUGCAAUUACGUCCACCAAAGACCUGUGUCGGGGGUGCUCAGUGAGAGGCCCUGGGGGACCCCCUGAAGCAUUUCUGCCUCACUUCAUGUCACCUGCUUCCCCCUAUUGAUGCUAAGGAAGGAGGUAGGCGACCCCCUAAAAGGGGAGGCCCCCUUCUCACCCAUCCCCUCCCCUUUGGCACAGCUGCCCCUAGCUGGGGGUGGCAACUUGGGGGUCUGGGGUGGGCAUCCACAGUCACUGCCUCAGCCCAUCCAGGCUGUGCCUUUGACUUUAAAAUAAAAGUCUACCCAGUGC
Mesoplodon densirostris (Blainville's beaked whale) is the source of this 3159-nucleotide messenger RNA. RefSeq names its product ribosomal protein S6 kinase A4 (gene RPS6KA4). Lineage: Eukaryota; Metazoa; Chordata; Mammalia; Artiodactyla; Ziphiidae. The coding region runs from base 112 to 2427 and encodes 771 amino acids. The transcript is spliced from 17 exons. Gene Ontology annotation, molecular function: magnesium ion binding; protein serine/threonine kinase activity; ATP binding. Gene Ontology annotation, biological process: protein phosphorylation; intracellular signal transduction; regulation of DNA-templated transcription. The record is from RefSeq and is a predicted model, not a curated record.